AUGGAACCAAGGAGCAAUGUGACUUAUUUCAUCCUAUUGGGCCUCACGCAGAAUCCAAAAGAACAAAAAGCCCUUUUUGUUAUAUUCUUGCUCUUCUAUAUUGUUACUGUUGUGGGCAACCUGCUCAUCAUUAUGACUAUAACUCUCAGCAAGACCCUGAACUCACCAAUGUACUUUUUUCUUGCUAGUUUAUCAUUUAUGGAUGUCACUUAUUCCUCUUCCUUUACCCCAAGAUUAAUUUCAGACCUGCUAUUUGGGGAAAACAUGAUAUCCUUUGAAUCUUGCAUGACUCAGCUGUUUAUAGAUCAUUUUUUUGGUGGAUCGGAAGUCUUCCUUCUGUUAGUAAUGGCCUAUGACCGCUAUGUGGCCAUCUGUAAGCCCUUGCAUUAUUUGGUUAUCAUGAGGCAAAGGGUAUGUGUUGCACUACUGUUGCUAUCCUGUGUUGGAGGUUUUCUGCACUCAGUAAUUCAAUUUAGCACUAUUUAUGGACUUCCAUUCUGUGGCCCCAAUGUCAUUGAUCAUUUUUUGUGUGACAUGUACCCCUUAUUGGAACUGGUCUGCACUGACACUUAUGUCAUUGGCCUUAUAGUUGUGGCCAAUGGAGGAAUGAUCUGCAUUGUUGUGUUUCUGCUCUUACUUAACUCCUAUGAAGUCAUCUUGCACUCUCUAAAGAACCUGAGCCAGGAAGGGAGGCGGAAAGCCCUCCAGACCUGUGUUUCCCACAUCACCGUGGUUGUCUGCUUCUUUGUUCCCUGUAUUUUUAUAUAUGUAAGACCUGCUAAGACCUUUCCCAUUGACAAAUCAUUGAGUGUGUUUUUUACAGUCAUAACCCCUAUGUUGAACCCAUUAAUCUAUAGUCUAAGAAAUUCUGAGAUGACUAAUGCUAUGAAGAAGCUCUGGAGAAAAAAAAAAGGCAGAUCAGGUAUUAAGUGA
Sus scrofa (pig) is the source of this 933-nucleotide messenger RNA. Its product is annotated as olfactory receptor 4A47-like. The record is from RefSeq and is a predicted model, not a curated record. Gene Ontology annotation, biological process: G protein-coupled receptor signaling pathway. Gene Ontology annotation, cellular component: membrane. Gene Ontology annotation, molecular function: olfactory receptor activity; G protein-coupled receptor activity. NCBI's taxonomy places the organism in Eukaryota, Metazoa, Chordata, Mammalia, Artiodactyla, Suidae.